Musa acuminata AAA Group (dessert banana) is the source of this 776-nucleotide messenger RNA. RefSeq lists its product as uncharacterized. The transcript is spliced from 6 exons. NCBI's taxonomy places the organism in Eukaryota, Viridiplantae, Streptophyta, Magnoliopsida, Zingiberales, Musaceae. The record is from RefSeq and is a predicted model, not a curated record. Bases 33 to 578 code for a protein of 181 amino acids.
UUCUGCUUCGAUCUCCUCCUCCCUCGAAACCCAUGGAUAAGACCGUCUUCAUGAUCUUUACAAUCCUAACUGGAAUCAUGAUAUCCGAGUCUUGUUGCCGACCUACUUUUGCCACCCGCUACUUUUGCUACCCGCUACGCCUCUCUGAUGGCACCUCGGCUUGCGAAUCCCAACCUCUGCGGCUCAAGGACACUUCUGGACUCACUAACGCAGCCGCCGAUGAUCGAUGUGGCGGUUACAUUGGUCAGACCCCUUCAGCACUGCAGUACUUCUGCUACCACAAGCUGCGAGGCAUUAGUUGCUGCCUCAGCACGGAGGUUGGAGAAGUCCAAUCUCCUCAGCUUAUGGUCACUUCUGGGAUUGCCAACACCAAUAUCAACUGUCCCUACUCAUGUUUUGUAGAUGCGUCAACAAUGGGAAAGUCGUCAAGAAGACUUCUUAAGGAAGAUGACAGCUCAGAUCAAUGUGCUGAUUGUGUUGGUGGUUCUUUGCAUGAAGCCUCACCAGCAGAAGUCCCUGACAAAUCUCCAGUAGAUCCGCCAAAGCCACCGCAUGCGCCGGGACCAGGAGCUCCAUAAACUAUCUAUUUUGAUGAUCGAGCAGAGCAGAUCCUUAUUUUCAAUAGACUUUUAAUUUGAUUGGCACUUUUGUCACUUAUUACUCAAGUGUGGAUGGCGUGUUUCUUUUAUUAAUACUGUUGUUUCUCUUUAGCAUGGAGAUUUGAAUAUGGAUAUGUAUUUUUCAUGAAUAUGGCUGCACACAGGAAUUCUGGAUAA